AUGAACAAAAGCGAGAAGAGAUCUCCAUUCCAAUGGAAGACCUCUUCCCUAUUCUAUCCCUCCUCCACCCCUUCGCCACCUUUCCAAAUUCCCCUUCCUCGUUCCCAGAACACCCAAACCUUCCCAAAAUGCCCCUCGCCCUCGUCCUUCUCUUCCAACCCGAGGCCUCAGCCUUUCCGUCCCUUCCCUCGUCUCUCUUCCCGAAAAAGCCCCCCCAAAUUCUCCUCUCUCUCCCCCGCCGCUGAGAAGCUCGUCUUUCUCGAAUCCCUAGGCAUUGACCCCUUCUCCUACCGUCCGAUCCUCUCCAUCCCUCUCUCCGAUCUCAAAUCCACCGUUGAUUUCCUCCUCUCUCUAAGCUUUUCCUCGCCGGAGAUCCGCCGGAUCGCCGGCAUGUGCCCUGAGAUCCUCGCGUCUUCACCAUCCGAUCUCGCCCAUGCCAUCACCUUCCUCCUCCGCGAGGCCGGAGUUUCCGGCAGCGACCUCCGCCACGUGAUCAACCGUCGGCCACGCCUUCUCGUCUCCUCUGUCGCCGGCCGGCUUCGCCCAACCCUCUACUUCCUCCAAAUGCUCGGAUUUCCCACGUAA
Molecule: messenger RNA, 585 nt
Organism: Dioscorea cayenensis subsp. rotundata (Guinea yam)
Lineage: Eukaryota; Viridiplantae; Streptophyta; Magnoliopsida; Dioscoreales; Dioscoreaceae
Product: transcription termination factor MTEF1, chloroplastic-like
Exons: 2
Coding region: 1-585 (194 amino acids)
Biological process (GO): regulation of DNA-templated transcription
Molecular function (GO): double-stranded DNA binding
Source: RefSeq, a predicted model, not a curated record